AUGGCGGAGCCGCGCUACGCCUGCCCGCCGCCCCUCAAGACGGAGGAGGACUACAUCCCCUACCCCAGCGUCCACGAGGUGCUGGGCCGGGAAGGGCCGUUCCCCCUCAUCCUGCUGCCGCAGUUCGGGGGUUACUGGAUCGAGGGCACCAACCACCAGCUCAGCGGGACGCCCGUCCCCAGCCCCCUGCCAGCACCCGGCACCCGCGCUAAGCUCGAGUGCAACCACACGGCCAAGAUCUACCGCAAGCAUUUCCUGGGCAAGGAGCACUUCAACUACUACUCACUGGAUGCCACCCUGGGCCACCUCGUCUUCUCCCUCAAGUACGACGAGCAGGAGCACCUCCACCUACUGCUGCGCACCCGCACCCGCACGCUGCACGACGUGGUGCCCAUCUCCUGCCUUGCCGAGUUCCCCAACGUGGUGCAGAUGGCCAAGCUGGUGUGUGAAGACAUCAACGUCGACCGCUUCUACCCCGUGCUCUACCCCAAGGCCUCCCGCCUCAUCGUGGCCUUCGAUGAGCACGUCAUCAGCAAUAACUUCAAAUUUGGCGUCAUCUACCAAAAGCUGGGCCAGACCUCCGAGGAGGAGCUGUUUGGCACCACGGAGGAGAGCCCGGCCUUCGUGGAGUUCCUCGACUUCCUUGGCCAGAAGGUCAAGCUGCAGGACUUCAAGGGGUUUCGGGGCGGCCUGGACGUGACGCACGGGCAGACGGGCACCGAGUCAGUGUACUGCCACUUCCGCGACAAGGAGAUCAUGUUCCAUGUCUCCACCAAGCUGCCCUACACCGAGGGCGAUGCCCAGCAGCUGCAGCGCAAGCGCCACAUCGGCAACGACAUCGUGGCCAUCGUCUUCCAGGAUGAGAACACCCCCUUCGUGCCCGACAUGAUCGCCUCCAACUUCUUGCACGCCUACGUGGUGGUGCAGCUCGAGCAGGCCAGCUCCCAGGGCACCCUCUACAAGGUCUCCGUCACGGCGCGGGACGACGUGCCCUUCUUCGGCCCCCCGCUGCCCGACCCCGCCGUCUUCAGGAAGGGCCCCGAGUUUCAGGAGUUCCUGCUCACCAAGCUCAUCAACGCCGAGUACGCCUGCUACCGGGCCGACAAGUUCGCCAAGCUGGAGGAGCGGACGCGGGCGGCGCUGCUGGAGACGCUGCACGAGGAGCUGCACGCGCACAGCCAGGCCAUGCUGGGGCUCGGCCCCGACGAGGAGCGGCCCGAGAACGGCGCCGGCGGCGCCGGCAGCUUCUUCGAGUCCUUCAAGUCGCUGCUGGUGCCCGGGAGCCGGCGCGGACGUCGCGGCAGCGCCAUCGGCAUCGGCACCGUGGAGGAGGCCCUGCUCGUGCCCGGCAAGAGCCCCACGCGGAAGCGCCCGGGGCCCCUGGGCUCGCGCCGCAGCAGCGCCAUCGGCAUCGAGAACAUCCAGGAGGUGCAGGAGCAGAGGGACAGCCCGCCCGGUGCCACCACGCCGGGGCCCCCGCCGCCCGCCUCCCAGGCCUCGUCGGCGCAGAGCUCGCCCGAGAUGCCCACCGCCAGGAACAGGACGGAGAAGCCGGAGCCGCCGCGGGAUUUCUCCCGCUCGUCGUCCAGCGCCAGCAGCUUCGGCAGCGUGGCCGAGGAGCCCGAGGAGGCCGCGGAGGCGGAGCGCCGC
This is a messenger RNA of Rhea pennata, 1650 nucleotides long. RefSeq names its product RAP1 GTPase activating protein (gene RAP1GAP). The annotation marks the transcript as partial. Gene Ontology annotation, biological process: regulation of small GTPase mediated signal transduction; activation of GTPase activity. The record is from RefSeq and is a predicted model, not a curated record. NCBI's taxonomy places the organism in Eukaryota, Metazoa, Chordata, Aves, Rheiformes, Rheidae. Gene Ontology annotation, cellular component: membrane; cytoplasm. The transcript is spliced from 18 exons. Gene Ontology annotation, molecular function: GTPase activator activity.